This is a messenger RNA of Orbicella faveolata, 1257 nucleotides long. RefSeq names its product centrosomal protein of 104 kDa-like. Gene Ontology annotation, cellular component: cilium. The record is from RefSeq and is a predicted model, not a curated record. NCBI's taxonomy places the organism in Eukaryota, Metazoa, Cnidaria, Anthozoa, Scleractinia, Merulinidae.
CAGAUGUCACAAACAGUCAAGGGAAAACAAAUUGGUUCGAGGAUUAUAAUUAUAUUGGAAGCAACAAACAUAGAAAAAAUGCUUUUGAUAAAGUCAUGGAAGACUGGAAAAGAUGUGUGAAUAGAGAACAUGGUGUGUUGGAUCUAAAACUUGCAAGUAGCGCGAGCUGUUUUUGCUUCGCGCCAAAAUUUUGAAGUGUCUGCAGAGGUAAUUAAGAGAGAAGGAAACUUCAUGCCAAGUAAAGUACCAUUCCAAGUGGUUUACAGUUCCAGUGCUGAUGAUAACCACCGGGAGAAAGAACUAGAGUUGCACAGUCCCACAACCAAAGGAUGGCAGUCUUCCAGGUUCUGUCUUUAUCCCCAAGAACUGGUGUUGUUGAUGAAGGAACCUAUACGGGUUAGGAAACUUCAGUUGCUGUCCCAUCAGUUCAUGAUAUCCAGUAAAGUGGAGGUGUUAAUCAGUAAAGUGCCUGCUGGACAGCCUCCUUCCUUACUAACGACAAAGUUUAAACGUCUGGGAUAUGUUGGACUCUCCGACAAUGAAAACACAGACUUCAAGGCUAGAGAACUGAAAUCCAUCCACCUUGAUGCUGAAGGACAUUUUGUAAAGCUUAUCCUACACAAGAACCAUGUUAACAAGUACAAUAUUUACAAUCAGGUUGGCUUGGUUGCAGUGAAUGUGAUUGGAGACCGACUGGACACACCUUAUGAUCCACUUGAUGCUGAUCCACUGAAGAAUGUUGACAGUCUUGUGCAGGGUUACAUGAACCCCAACUUAAACAAUGCCCCUGUCUGGGGCAGAAUAAACAAGCCUGAUUACAUCUCUCGUAUGGAUGAUUUGGCCUUUGACAUGUAUCAGGAUCCUGAAACAGCAGCCUUGAUUAGAAAACUAGAUGACAGGAAAAGAGAAGCAGUACAACAGGAAAGAUACGACUAUGCAAAGAAGCUGACAGCUGUCAUUUCAGACUUGUACAAGGUUGGUGAGAAGCUGGGACGAUAUGAAGUUGAGAAGAAAAAAGCUGUUGAAUUGGAGGAUUAUGAUCUAGCUAUGGAGAAAAAAGUGAGUGAAACAGUGUUUAUUUCUCUUUAUCUUAUCACAGGCUACGAUAAGAAAUACAAGUAGGUAUAGUCUGCAUAUGCGCCUAGUGCCUCAUCAGGCCAGCUCUUAUCUCUGAUUUCUGUAGCACGAAGUGACUAGAAGUAUUUCUAAUUCCUACUGGAUGAGAUCUGUGCUAGUCCAUCACAGGGUUACCCCCAG